This is a messenger RNA of Cordyceps fumosorosea ARSEF 2679, 618 nucleotides long. RefSeq names its product SNF7 family protein. Gene Ontology annotation, cellular component: ESCRT III complex; multivesicular body. The coding region runs from base 1 to 618 and encodes 205 amino acids. The record is from RefSeq and is a predicted model, not a curated record. Lineage: Eukaryota; Fungi; Ascomycota; Sordariomycetes; Hypocreales; Cordycipitaceae. The transcript has 2 exons. Gene Ontology annotation, biological process: vesicle budding from membrane; late endosome to vacuole transport via multivesicular body sorting pathway.
AUGGGCGGAAACACCAGUAAAGUCACAGCCCAGGACAAGGCGAUCCUCGACCUCAAGAUCCAGCGCGACAAGCUCCAGCAGUACCAGCGACGCAUCACCGUGCUCACCGACAAGGAGACGGACAUUGCGCGGCAGAUGCUCGCCAAGGGCGACAAGCCGCGGGCGCUGCUCGCCCUGCGGCGCAAGAAGUACCAGCAGUCGCUGCUGUCCCGCACGGACGCGCAGCUCGCGCAGCUCGAGCAGCUGACGGCGAGCGUCGAGUUUGCGCGCAUCCAAAAGGACGUCGUGUUCGGCCUGCAGCAGGGCACGCGCGUGCUGCGCGAGAUCCACGCGGAGAUGGGGGGGCUGGAGCACGUGGAGAAGCUGAUGGGCGAGACCGCGGACGAGGUCGCGUACCAGAACGAGGUUAGCGAGAUGCUGGGCGGGCGCAUCUCGCGGCAGGACGAGGACGAGGUGGAGGACGAGCUGGCGGCGAUGGAGGCGGGGAUUAAGGGGGAGGGCAAGGAAGGGGAGGAGAGGCUGCCGGAGGUGCCGACGGAGAGGCUGCCGGAGAGGGAGCAGCGUGUGUCAGAGGAGGAGCCGGUGCGGGAAACGAGGCAGGCUAUGCUAGCAGAGUAG